Messenger RNA from Schizophyllum commune H4-8, 1604 nucleotides. Its product is annotated as general substrate transporter. The transcript is spliced from 11 exons. NCBI's taxonomy places the organism in Eukaryota, Fungi, Basidiomycota, Agaricomycetes, Agaricales, Schizophyllaceae. The record is from RefSeq and is a predicted model, not a curated record. The coding region runs from base 14 to 1591 and encodes 525 amino acids. Gene Ontology annotation, biological process: transmembrane transport; carbohydrate transport. Gene Ontology annotation, cellular component: membrane. Gene Ontology annotation, molecular function: carbohydrate:proton symporter activity.
CUCGCCGACGAUCAUGAAGGCCGUCUCGCUUUUUCAGAACUCUCGGGCGUAUUGGCUAGCGUUUGUGGUCUACUGGGGGAUCGUGCUGUUCGGUUAUGAUACCGGUGUCGGCGGUGGCGUCGUGUCCUCCAAGCACUUCAAGGAAGCGUUCGGCAUUAUCAAGGACGGCGUCGAGGACACGCACAAGUCGAAUGAGGUCUCGUCGAACGUAGUGUCUGUACUUCAAGCAGGAGCCUUCUUCGGCGCGCUGGGCAGUGCACCGCUGUCUGCACGAGUUGGACGGAGGAGUACUCUGUUGCUCUUUAGCUUGGUGUUCGUCGUUGGUGCAAUCCUCACCGUCGUCGCCAACGGCGGCAGCAAGGGUCUCUCAGAGAUCUACGCCGGUCGCGUCAUCUCUGGUUUCGGUAUCGGUGGUGUCAGUGCGGUCUCCCCUGCCUACGUCUCUGAGUGCGCCCCGAAGGAGGUCCGCGGUCGUAUAACCGGCAUGUUCCAAAUCAUGGUUGCCUUCGGUGUCAUGAUUUCGUACUUCGUCAAUUACGGCGUCGGUCUUCAUCAAGUCGGUGUCGCGGUAUGGAGGAUACCAUUCGCCAUUCAGCUCAUCCCAGCGGGUAUCAUGGCCGUCGGACUCCUCACUCUCAAGGAGUCGCCACGUUGGCUCGUCCAAGUCGGCCGCGAAAAGGAAGCGCUCGCCAACAUCGCCUACCUGCGCAAGAAGCAGGUCGACGACGAAUCAGUGGUUAUUGAGCUGGCCGAAAUCGAAGCCGCCGUCCGCGAAGAGCGUGAAGCUAGGGCCAACCUCGGCUUCAAGGAGGCUUUCCUUGGGAAGGGCAACUGGCCACGAUUCGUUAUCGCCUUCGUCAUCUUCCUGCUCCAGCAGUGGUGUGGGCAGAACUCGGUCAACUACUACGCGCCCCAGAUCUUCGCCUCCAUCGGCUAUACCGGCACGAAGAACAGCUUGCUCGCCAGCGGCAUCUACGGCGUCGUCAAAGUCGUCGCCACCGCCAUCUUCGUCUUCUUCGGCGUCGAGUGGCUGGGGCGCAAGCUCUCGUUGUUCAUCUCUGGCCUCGGCAUGGGCACGCUGUUCUUCAUCAUCGGUGCGAUCCUGAAGACGCACCCGCCGCCUGCAACGAGCGCGUCGGACGAUUCGAACGUGGGUACGCCGUCGCAGGCAUCACAGGCUAUGGCGGCGAUGCUGUACAUCUACGUUUGCUUCUACUCGAUGGGAUGGGGACCGCUUCCAUGGCUCUACGUUUCUGAGAUCUUCCCGACGCGCACGCGGCAUUAUGGGAUGUCGGUGGCGAGUGCGAGCCAGUGGUUGUUCAACUUUGUCCUCUCGAAGGUAACGCCCGACAUGGUCAGCGACCUCGACUGGAAGCUCUUCAUGAUGUUCGCGACGAUCGACAUCGGCGGCCUGGGCACCUUUGCCCUCCUGAUUCCCGAGACGCGGGGACGCUCCCUCGAGGAGAUGGAUGUUGUCUUUGGCUCCGUCGAACAAAGCAAGCGUGAAGCCGACAUCACAGAGCGGCAACGCGCGCUGGACGAGCAACAGCCCUCGUCCGUGCACUCCGAAACCGUCGAUGCGAAAGCUUGAACGCUAUUCACGU